AUGCGCUAUUCCAUCAUCACACUGGUCUUCUUCCCGACCUACAUCGUCUUCGAGAUCCCAGCGACGCUGCUCACCCGCUGGAUCAGCCCGCGCCUUUUCCUCUCCAGCGUGGUCAUGACCUGGGCUGUGAUCCUCAUCGGCACUGGUACUUGGUACACUCGCUACGAGAUGCACAAGAGGUGUUCCAUGUGGUAUUUCAUUGCCUCAACAUUCACCUCAUGUGGAGGCAUUUUGACCCAUGGCCUGAUGCAAAUGCACGGGACUGCAGGCCGCGCCGGUUGGCGUUGGGUGUCAACUGCCGCCAUCGGCCUUGCUGGAUCUGUGCUCCUGUUCGGGUUUCCCGAAUCCAAGAAGAGAUACCGCCAUUUCCUCUCUGAUGCUAAAAUGUCCUUCGUGCUCGCACGCAAUAACCUGGACCGGAACGAUGCCGACAUCACGCCAUUCGACCUCUGGGAGUUUCUGUCGCACACGUUUGACCUCAAGCUCUGGUUGUUUGGCUUGAUUUACUGCUUUACCUUGAUUGUCGGGUAUAGCUUUGCGCAUUUCCUGCUCAUCAUUCUGCUCCACAAGCUGGAAUUCAGCUUGGCGGCCGCCCAGUGUCUUGUGGCACCGCCCUAUUUCCUAGGCGGCUGA
Molecule: messenger RNA, 633 nt
Organism: Fonsecaea monophora
Lineage: Eukaryota; Fungi; Ascomycota; Eurotiomycetes; Chaetothyriales; Herpotrichiellaceae
Exons: 4
Coding region: 1-633 (210 amino acids)
Cellular component (GO): membrane
Molecular function (GO): transmembrane transporter activity
Source: RefSeq, a predicted model, not a curated record